Suillus subaureus is the source of this 807-nucleotide messenger RNA. RefSeq lists its product as uncharacterized. NCBI's taxonomy places the organism in Eukaryota, Fungi, Basidiomycota, Agaricomycetes, Boletales, Suillaceae. The transcript has 3 exons. The record is from RefSeq and is a predicted model, not a curated record. Bases 259 to 735 code for a protein of 158 amino acids.
CGUUUCAUGUCAAAAUUAUUACCUUUUAUCCCUCGCCAAAUGUAUGCUCAAAUACGCAACCUCCGCGGAAUCUCCACGAAAUUCCAUAAAAAACAUCCAAUACCCGAGUUCACUGAUCACAACGAUCAUCGAUAAUCGCACGGCCCAGCAUGACCCCACUGCUUUAAAACAUGGCAGUGUUUCAUCGAGACGUGGCAACCGGAUAGGUUUCUAUCGAGGUUCCUCAGGUCUUGUUAAGUUCCCAGUGCAAAGACCAUUAUGGCCCUCCAGGUCAGGGGACCAGUUAUCUGGCCUCUGUCAUCAGUUUGGGCAAUACUCAAUAGUGCAAUUUGUACAGUACAGGCUCGUGUUACCGGAUCCGCAAUAUGUCAUUUGCAUUUCCAUCUCGUUGAUUCAUUUCUUUUAGAAAACCUCACUUGUGUAUUGUUAUCUUGGGGCCCUGCCCGGGCCAUUGACUAUCGGACCACAAACCCUAUCCCAGCAGCUGUCGGAACGACGCCGAGGCAAGUAUCUGAUUAUGUGCGACACGGACAUGGCGCUCGCGAUCUUGCAGGUCCGCUACUGCAUGUGCGGGACCGACGCCACGACAACAUGAGCUUAGGAUUGAUUAUUAGCACCCUUCUAUUAACCAAACCAUCGCAGAGUCGUGUGUCAUUGUACGAGAACAGGUUACGACCUCUGCAAAAUCUUCCUCUAGUACAUCAACUGGAGAAGGUCUUUGCAGAUGUGAAUUAACCUACAGCUCGAAUUAAACAUUAACACUCGACAUCGUAUGUGAUCCACAGCUCGUCUAUUCGCAACACGGCA